UCCUGCCAGGCGGGUCUGUCUCCGCCACUGUCCCUCCGGCUCCCGACCGUCCGGCUCUGCUCGGCCUGCCCUCCGCCCCACGCCGCCCGCCCGGUGCCUCUGGCCAGAGGGCAGACCAGCCAUGGGCGCCCAGCCGCGCGGAGUCCGCGUCGCGAAGCUCUUGCCGCCCUGGGUGCCGCCGCUUCUGCUGCUGCUGCUGCCAGGGCUACUUCCCUCAGUGGCCAGAGCCUCCGACGCUGAGCAUCGUCUGUUUGAGCGGCUGUUCGAAGAUUACAAUGAGAUCAUCCGGCCAGUGGCCAAUGUGUCUGACCCAGUCAUCAUCCAGUUUGAAGUGUCCAUGUCUCAGCUGGUGAAGGUGGAUGAAGUAAACCAGAUCAUGGAGACCAACUUGUGGCUCAAGCAAAUCUGGAAUGACUACAAGCUGAAGUGGAACCCCUCCGACUACAAUGGAGCAGAGUUCAUGCGUGUCCCUGCACAGAAGAUCUGGAAGCCAGACAUUGUGCUGUAUAACAAUGCUGUUGGGGAUUUCCAGGUGGACGACAAGACCAAAGCUUUACUCAAGUACACAGGGGAAGUGACUUGGAUCCCCCCGGCCAUCUUUAAGAGCUCGUGCAAAAUCGAUGUGACCUACUUCCCAUUCGAUUACCAGAACUGCACCAUGAAGUUUGGUUCCUGGUCCUACGACAAGGCAAAAAUCGACCUGGUCCUGAUCGGCUCCUCCAUGAACCUCAAGGACUACUGGGAGAGUGGCGAGUGGGCCAUCAUCAAAGCCCCCGGCUACAAACAUGACAUCAAGUACAACUGCUGCGAGGAGAUCUACCCAGACAUCACGUACUCGCUGUACAUCCGGCGCCUGCCCCUGUUCUACACCAUCAACCUCAUCAUCCCCUGCCUGCUCAUCUCCUUCCUGACUGUGCUCGUCUUCUACCUGCCCUCCGACUGCGGCGAGAAGGUGACCCUCUGCAUCUCGGUCCUCCUCUCCUUGACUGUGUUUCUCCUGGUGAUCACUGAGACCAUCCCGUCCACCUCUCUGGUGAUUCCCCUGAUCGGCGAGUACCUCCUGUUCACCAUGAUUUUUGUAACCUUGUCCAUCGUCAUCACCGUCUUCGUGCUCAACGUGCACUACAGGACCCCCACCACGCACACGAUGCCCAUGUGGGUGAAGACCAUAUUCUUGAACUUUCUUCCCAGGGUCAUGUUCAUGACCAGGCCGGCAAGCAGCGGGGGUAACAUUCAGAGGCCAAGACCCUUCAAUAGCGCUGAGCUCUCAAACCUGAAUUGCUUCAGCCACAUAGAGUCCAAGAGCUGCAAAGAAGGCUACCCCUGCCAGGAUGGACUAUGUGGCUACUGCCACCACCGCAGGGUAAAAAUCCCGAAUUUCAGUGCCAAUCUCACGAGAAGCUCCAGUUCUGAAUCUGUCGAUGCCGUGCUGUCCCUCUCUGCUCUGUCACCGGAAAUCAAAGAAGCUAUCCAAAGUGUCAAGUAUAUUGCUGAAAAUAUGAAAGCACAAAAUGAAGCCAAAGAGAUUCAAGACGAUUGGAAGUAUGUUGCCAUGGUGAUUGAUCGUAUAUUUCUGUGGGUUUUCAUUCUGGUGUGCAUUUUAGGGACAGCAGGAUUGUUUCUGCAACCUUUGAUGGCCAGGGAUGAUGCAUAAGCACUAAACUGUGUGUUACUUAUGAGGUUACUUAUGUGUAUUGGGGGAGAGGGGGCUCACUGUUUUUUUAAUUUUAUUUUUUGUUGUGCUAAAAUUCACUUAGCAUAAAAUUUAUCAUCUUAACCAUGUUUAAGUGCACAGUUCAGUGGUAUUAAAUAUGUUCACAUUGUUGUGUAACCAUCCAUCCCCAUAACUCUUCAUCUUGUAAAACUAUAGACCAGUUAAACAAUAGCUCCCCAUUCUCCCCUCCCACCAGCAACCAUCAUUACACUUUGUCUUUAUGACUGACUACUCUAAGUACCUCAUAUAAGUGGAAUCAUACAGUAUUUGUCUUUUUGUGACUGGCCUAUUUCACUUCACACAAUAUCCCUAAGGUUCAUCCAUGUUGUAGCAUAUUGCAGAAUUUCGUUACUUUUUAAGGCUGAAUAAUAGUCAAUUUUAAGUGUAUACAUUUUGCUUAUCCAUUUAUCUGUUGAUGGACACUUGGGUUUCUCCCAUGUUUUAGCUGUUGUGGAUAAUGCUGCUAUGAACAUGGGUUUACUCUCUCCAAUACCUUGCUUUCAGUUCCUUUGGGGAUAUACCCAGAAGUGGAAUUGCUUGAUCAUAUGGCAAUUCUAUUUUUAUUUUUUGAGGAACUGCCAUACUGUUUUCCACCACGGCUAUACCAUUUUAUAUUGCCACCAACAAUGCACAAGGGUGGAUUCUCCCCAGUUUCUCCACAUCCUCCUCAUACUUGUUGUUUUGAUUUUUUGAUAAUAGCAAACCUAUUGGUUGUGAGUCAGUAUCUCAUUGUAGUUUUGAUUUCAUUUCUCUAAUGAUUAGUGAUUUUGAGCAUUUUUUCACGUGCUUAUUGGCCAUUUGUAUAUCUUCUUUGGAGAAGUAUCUAUUCAAGAUCUUGGUCCAUUUUUGAAUUGCGCUUUUUAUUGUUAAGUUUUAGGAGGUCGCUAUGUAUUCUAGGUAUUAAUCCUUUAUCUGAUAUAUGAUUUGCAAAUAUUUUCUCCCAUUCUGUGGGUUGCCUUUUUACUGUCAAUAGUGUCUUUUGAUGCACAAAUUUUUUUAAUUUUCAUGAAGUCCAAUCUGUCUGCUUUUUCUUUCAUUACCUGUGCUUUUUGUGUCAUAUCCAAGAAAUCAUUGCCAAAUCCAGUGUCAUAAAGCAUUUGUCCUGUUUUCUUCGAAGAGUUUUAUUGUUUUAGGUCUUACAUUUAAGCUUUUUCUUAAUAGAGCUUCCUAUCAUCAAGCUAUUGGCUUUGCUUUUGACAUUUCAAGGUUUACUUAUUAUCCAGUUGUCUUGACUUUUGUUAAAAAAAAAUUCAUGCAAGAAAAAUGUCAAGAGAAUUAUGGCUAAAUGAAUAUUGAACCAGCCUUUAGGGUAAGGUAAUGUCAGAAUAUAAUUCUUCUACAGUGAUAAGUAGCAUGCUGUGCUAUGGACCAUGUAAAAAUGGAUUAAAUAUGAAAACUGUUUUUUUUUUAAGUGGUCGAGAUGUAACUGGAUUAAAAAAAAAACCUUACUGUUCAGAAAUGCGAAAAAUCGUUUUGUUCAGUACCACAACAGAUUUCCCAAUGGUUUUAUUUAGCUCACAAUCUCCUUGCAGUUUAUACUAUUUCAGUAAGGUCUCACUACUAUCAUUUCUUACCAUGCACUUUUUUUUUCCUGUUUUUCAAGAGUCUAAGUAAAGUACCAUGCCCUCAUUGUAGAUGGCCUCAGUUAUUUAUCUUGCAUAAUUCUAAAUUAUUAAUUAUACUAUGAGAAAUUAUGCCUAGUCACACAGUCAUUGUUUGUUAAUGAACCUUUAGAAUAGGGUUUCUCAGCCGUAGCACUAGUAACAUUUUGGGCCAGAUAAUUCCGUGUUGCGGGGGGUGGUAUCUGUUCUGUACGUUGUAGGAUCUUUAGCAGCACCCUGGCCCCUACCCACUAGAUGCCAAUAACAUACCCCCAUCCCUUGCUAGGUGUGACGACCAGAAAUAUCCCCUCAGGGGAAAAAUUGCCCCUGGUUGAGAACCAUUGCUUUAGACAAAUUAUUAAGGAGAGAGUAUCCCAUACUCCACUUCUGAAUCUGAAUAACUACUGGCAAGAGAUGAUGAUUCACAGAGACCAUUUUAAUCUUCUCAUUAGUCAUUAUGAUGUUUUUCCUAUGCAAAAAUAAAACUGACAAAAUGGCAGCCCACUGUGACUCAUGUUUCAGUAAGCCAAAAGAAGAUUUCUAUAAAAUGUAUUUACAUGUAAAAUUUUAAAGUAAUAGUAGUGGAGAUAUAAUAAGAGGGAUCGGGGAUAUAUACAUGCUAUGACAGCCAACUGGCAAUUUAAACUCAUCGAACGAGGAGACUUUCACUCACUAAAUAGCAUUAAAUACCUGCCUAAAAUAAAAGGCAAAUUAGACAGGAUCCCUUCUGCCUUCCAAAGAGUGUUGAAUUGAACUUAGACCUGUUACUGUAAAUAAAUAAGGCAUUUGUUCUCUCAAGAGCUAAGAGUUCGAAGUUGAAUACAAGAUUUCUGUCAGUAUUUUCUUCCUGGUCAUAGCUGAGUCAGGGACAUUAAAGAUGAAAAUUUUUUUU
Physeter macrocephalus (sperm whale) is the source of this 4207-nucleotide messenger RNA. RefSeq names its product cholinergic receptor nicotinic alpha 3 subunit (gene CHRNA3). The transcript has 6 exons. NCBI's taxonomy places the organism in Eukaryota, Metazoa, Chordata, Mammalia, Artiodactyla, Physeteridae. Gene Ontology annotation, biological process: chemical synaptic transmission; nervous system process; signal transduction. Gene Ontology annotation, molecular function: acetylcholine-gated monoatomic cation-selective channel activity; transmembrane signaling receptor activity. Gene Ontology annotation, cellular component: synapse; plasma membrane; neuron projection. Bases 122 to 1654 code for a protein of 510 amino acids. The record is from RefSeq and is a predicted model, not a curated record.